Messenger RNA from Cuscuta epithymum, 830 nucleotides. The record is from the annotation of a GenBank genome assembly. Lineage: Eukaryota; Viridiplantae; Streptophyta; Magnoliopsida; Solanales; Convolvulaceae.
CCCUACCAUUCCCCCACCCCUCCCCUCUCUCACUUUUCAUCUUUCUUUAUCUCCCUCCAACAUACUUGCUCCACCUCCCCCUCCACACAUUCCUAUUGUUUUAUAUUCUUGAAGCAGGCAGGCAGGCAAGGAGAAACUGACCAAUUGGCUAACCAGAAAAUUAAAGAAGAAUAGGUAGAAAGAUGGAGAUAGAAUUGGCAAAGUGUGAGUGCUGUGGGCUGAAGGAGGAGUGUACACAGGACUACAUAAGUGAGGUGAAGGAAAACUUUGAUGGGAAAUGGCUGUGUGGGUUAUGCUCUGAAGCAGUCAGAGAUGAGGUCAACAACAGAGUGAAGAAGAAUAUGCCACUGUUUGGUUUGGAAGAAGCUUUGAAGGCUCACAUGGCUUUCUGUGGCAAAUACCAUAGAUCAAACCCUGCCAUUUGUGUUGCUGAUGGGAUGAGGAAGAUGCUUAGGAGAAUAUCUGCUGCUAAUCUCUCUUCUUCUUCUACACCAUCAUCUCCAUCAUCUUCUUCUUCAUCAUCUUCUUCCAAGAAGCUUCUUUCAAGAUCAUCAUCUACCACCACCUCUGCUUCUUCCUUCUCCUUUUACUAAAGGAGGAGAUCAGAAAAGGGUAUCCUUAACUUUGAUGGAAAUAAGGUAAAAACCAACUAAUUGGGCUUAGUCAGAGUUUAGGAGGGAAGUUUAGAGGAUUUGUAUGAACAAACCUUUUCUGGGCUCAUCCAGUAUAUAUGUCCUAUGAUCAUCUUUUUCUUGUACAUAGUAUGUUGAUCUAUGAAGGAUGUAAUAUAAUUUUGGUGUUCCUUAUGUUAUUAUUCUUUUGCUUUUUGU